AUGCAAACUCCAGAACUCAUAUUGUUCGGUACCUUAGUGGUUUCGCUGAUACGCGUUGGCUGCGUAAGGAUCAAUAACCACGACGCAGUCAGUGGAGGACAUCAUGAAAGAGAUGUCUAUUUAGGUUCAUAUUUAGACUACAGUCUCCAAUCGUAUCCCAGGUACCCGCUGUACAUGAUGCAGUUAUACAGAGACUUCAACGGUAAGACCAAGAUGGGAACUACUCCAUCCAAUGACGACAACCCAACUCUCCAUCAGUCUGACUUCGUCCUAAGCUUGAUUGCGCAAGAUUGCCAUCAAAUUGGUGAGCGAUGGACAAUCACCUUCGACAUGUCUUCCCUCUCAGCAAGCGACAACAUUCAACUUUCAGAGCUCCGGGUCCGUCUCCCAGCAUUUUCUGUUUCCAGACGGGUCUUUGUUGAUAUCUUCCACUCAAGUAAACAGGACUGUGAGCCUGACUCUGUGUUUUGUCGCAAUAAGCGUAUUUUUCUGGGCACCAUCAAGUCGAUGCCCGGCACUCCAACAUCAACCUGGACAGUCUUCAACGUCACAGCGCUGCUCAAACACUGGUUGAAUCGGGGAAUGCAGGCACCUGAGAAGAUCCAAACAUCAGAGGAUGGAGCUGGUGAUGGAAGCGGCAGCGGAGAAGACUUUACAGGACAUACUGCAAACAUUUGGCAAAGGAAAAUUCAGCAUCCCACAGCAGACCGAGUUAUGAUUGUAGUUUUCUACAAAAACACACUUUCCCACAGUAGCCAACGUGCCUCCAGUUUGAUCAAUACAGUGGAGCACUCUAAAUAUGUAGUCCUGAACCGGGUACCUGAAGCGGCACAAGGUCGUCGCCACAAAAGAAACCGAGUGGAAAGGAUGCGUGCUCAGACAGCAGAUGAUAGAAAUGUGACCAGGGUGCAUCCAGAGCCUCACCAAGGAUCGCUUUGUCAGAGAGUUGAUAUGUGGGUGGAUUUUGACCAAAUUGGAUGGGAUGAAUGGAUCGUGCACCCAAAGCGUUAUAAUGCAUACCGUUGUGAAGGCGAAUGUCCAAGUCCACUGGAUGAGUCUUUCAACCCAACAAAUCAUGCCUACAUGCAGAGUUUGCUGAAACUUUACCAUCCGGAGCGUGUUUCCUGUCCGUCAUGUGUGCCAACGCGCCUCAGCUCCCUCUCCAUGCUGUACUAUGAAGGUGACGGUGUCGUCAUGCGCCAUCACGAGGACAUGAUCGUAGAGGAAUGUGGCUGUCAAUGAAUAUUUCUGCUGGCAUGUCAUGGACAAGUCUGACUAUACUGCUCUGAUAACACUUAAAAGGGGUGAAAGACCCCAUAAUACUUUCCAAAUAGUUUUUAAUGCUUUCCUGUUUUUGGAGAAUUUUGAGAAC
Xyrauchen texanus (razorback sucker) is the source of this 1372-nucleotide messenger RNA. RefSeq names its product southpaw (gene spaw). The transcript has 3 exons. The record is from RefSeq and is a predicted model, not a curated record. Gene Ontology annotation, cellular component: extracellular region. Gene Ontology annotation, molecular function: type I activin receptor binding; cytokine activity; growth factor activity. Bases 1 to 1242 code for a protein of 413 amino acids. NCBI's taxonomy places the organism in Eukaryota, Metazoa, Chordata, Actinopteri, Cypriniformes, Catostomidae. Gene Ontology annotation, biological process: SMAD protein signal transduction; BMP signaling pathway.